CCUUGUCAUGUGUCGUCGUAGAGGGAAAGGUAUAAGUCCGGGUUAGGAGCGUUGUAACAUCGUGUGCUUCGGGAAUAGCUAGCAAAGGUUGCUGGAUUUAGGACUUGAAUGGAAGUCCGAGGAUGGUACUUGUAUUUAAAGAGCAGGAGCUCAUCGCUUAUGGUAGGUUCGAAAUACGGAGAAUAUUCCAGAUAACAUAAAAUCACGAAGUAUUUGGCCGUUGUCUCAUCUUGAAAUCAACAAUUGUUUCUACGUAAAUACACGAUGGUCAAGCUCGACGUUGUCCGGGUCGCGAACGCGGCGCUUGCGGACGGGACGAGGACGUUCACAGCAGUCGUAACCGGUGGAACUGCCGGAAUCGGGAAAGCUACGGUAAGGGCGAUUGCGACUACCUUUGCCAGUCGCGGAAGUAGAGAUGAGCGUCGUGGCUUCCUUCGCGUACACAUUGUCGGUCGGAACCGGGAGGCGGCCGGCAAGAUCAUUGCAGAAUGCGAGGCGGCUUGCCCGGGAGGUAUAUUUCGGUUCCACGGGGGCGAUCUGUCACUAUUGAAGGAAGUCGAUCGCAUAUGCAGCGAGAUCAUCGAGAUCGAGAGACGGGAAGCAGAUGCGCCAGCGAAGAUCGACUUUCUGGUAUGUUGCCAGGGGGUCCUGUCACUGACACCCGAAGAAUCCAAUGAGGGUCUCGACAAGUACUUCAGCCUAUACUAUUACUCACGUAUGCGCCUCAUGGACCGAUUUCUCCCACUGCUAACCGCAUCUCCAAACGGCGGGCACGUGGUCUCGGUAUUCAACUCAAGUGUGCAGGCCUCGGUCGUUCUCGAUGAUUUAACCCUGCGGAGUCCGCGCAACCAAGCACUUCGGGGACGGUUCGCGCAUUGGGUCGGCAUGACUAACAUCUUCAUGGAAGAACUGGUGCGCCGUAACCCGGGUCGCCUAAGUUUAUGCCACUACCACCCGGGAUUUGUCCCCACAGACAUCGCAAAGAAUAGUAAUCUCCCGUGGUACCUCAAGUUUCUGGUGACGUAUAUAGCAACCCCGUUAUUAUGGCCCUUCUUGGUUCCCUUUGAGGAGUGCGGGCAGCGUGUUUUGUUCAUGGCUUCUCCGGCGAUAUUCCCAGUACAAGUGUCUAAAGAUAAGGAGACGGCGACGGGGUUGGUGAAAGACGUCGAAGCGGCGAUUGGGAUCGAUGGAAAAGUCGGCAGUGGGGUUUAUUUAGUGACUAAAGACAACGAUACGUUUGGCAAGGAGAAGAAGUACGCAGAGCUUCGCGCGAACGGAACUGCGGAAAAGAUCUAUCAGCAUACUAUGGCCGUCUUUGCGAAGAUCGAGGCAAGUGGGGUGUAUACAGACUGAUGCCGUUCUGAAGUAGAGUUGGCUUCUAAAUUGAUAGUACGUGCCUAAAUUAAUAAGCUCUGCAAAAGCACAUUUCAUAUAAACCCGUAUCGUCGCAGG
Messenger RNA from Annulohypoxylon maeteangense, 1452 nucleotides. Its product is annotated as NAD(P)-binding protein. Gene Ontology annotation, biological process: secondary metabolic process. Bases 265 to 1353 code for a protein of 362 amino acids. NCBI's taxonomy places the organism in Eukaryota, Fungi, Ascomycota, Sordariomycetes, Xylariales, Hypoxylaceae. The record is from RefSeq and is a predicted model, not a curated record. The transcript has 2 exons.